Messenger RNA from Gymnodraco acuticeps, 915 nucleotides. RefSeq lists its product as uncharacterized. Bases 102 to 740 code for a protein of 212 amino acids. The record is from RefSeq and is a predicted model, not a curated record. NCBI's taxonomy places the organism in Eukaryota, Metazoa, Chordata, Actinopteri, Perciformes, Bathydraconidae. The transcript has 2 exons.
AAUGUUUUAAAGAGUGACCUCAUCAGGUCAGAGGUCGAUCCGUCAGAUAAGCAGCAGGACACGCGCAAGUCCAAGCAUUGUACUUGAUUACUUUAUCCAAAAUGUCCACACGUUUCAACAACCUUCGAAUUUUUCUGGACAAUAUAUCUGAAAACCCCACAUGGGAUGAAUGCUACGCCGUCCGCCACACCGAGAGGCGGUUUGAAUACAGUACUACUGACAUGCAGAAUUCUCCAGGGGUAUCACGGAGUGAGUCACCGAGGGAGCUGGGAGAAAUUUUCAGUCCAGAUGAGAAGGAUCCUGUAGAUACAAAGGAAGAACAAUUGUUGUUUCCUGCACCUUCUCCCCCUGCAACAUCACCCCAAAGAAGUCCACGGGCCAGGGGAGCUGCUGCAUCAAACUACUACAGAGAAAACUGUGGUUUCAGAAGACCUGUUUCCGGGCAAUGCAGGUUUGGCUGCCACUAUUGUAGCCGAAGGGGAUACAUACGAAGGAGGUACCCGGCAUGGAGCAAACCAAAGAUAUACAGGCCAAGCGGAACAUCAUGGAAUCACCUUCCUGUGGUCAUCAAGCCCACCAAGUGGUACCAGGUUGUUGGGAAUGUGCAGUGCAGCCUGUGCAGAGACCGGGGGAAGCGCCAGAAGACGUCUUGGAUGUGCCAGAGUUGCGAGGUUCCGCUGUGUCUGAUGCCAUACAGGAAUUGCUUCACCGAAUGGCAUGAGCACAGAGGAACGGCAUAAUAAUUGUGUUCAUUCUAUGUUAAAUUCUAAGUUCUCUUAACUUUCAUUAUUCCAGUUACCUUGUGAGUUGCUGACUUUGUAUUGCAGAAUAUGGAUAUGGUGUUUACAAGACACCUUUUUGUUUGGAGAAGGCAAAGUUAUAUUAUUAUAUACAUAUUCCCAAUGUGGUUAUAUA